AUGUCUCGCGACCGAGAGGGAAAUUGGUGGCAAUCGUUGUUCAACGCGAACACUUCAAUUGGGCAGCGCGUUUUGUUCGUUUUAGCGGUGCUUUUUACGUCUGUGUUGUACUUUGGGAGAACGAUGCGAAGUGACAUCCGCGCUGGCGAUGGUGAUGGUUUUCCCCGUGGGACGAACGAUUCUUCACGUAACAGUUAUCAUCACUACAAACACGAAGCGUCGAAAACAGUUCUAAAACCAACCGAUGCGUCGAAAUCACACGUUUUAGUCACCGGUGGUGCCGGGUUUAUUGGCUCGCACGGGACCUUACAACUCAUCGAGGAAGGACACGUGGUGACGAUCGUGGAUAACUUGUCUCGAGGGAACGAAGGCGCGUUGCGAGCGCUGACGAAGGAAAUCUCGAAGCUCGGGAAACCAAAAAGGUCGCUGAGAGUGAUACACGGGGAUUUAGCGGAUGUGAACGUGUUAAACGCGGCGUUUGAAACGAAGCCGAAAGUGGAUAAGGUGAUUCAUUUUGCCGCGGUGGCGUACGUCGGCGAGAGCAUGGCGGAUCCGAACAAGUAUUAUAAAAACGUGACGAGUAACACGGCGACGUUGUUACAAGCGAUGGAUAGAUUUAAAGUGAACGAGUUGAUUUAUUCGAGCACGUGCGCGACGUACGGGAAUCCAGACGUACUACCGAUUACCGAGAAAACGCCGACGGUGCCGAUUAAUCCGUACGGGAAGUCGAAAUUGUUCGCGGAGGAGGCGAUUAGGGAUUACGCGGUUGCGAAUCCAGAGUUUAGAGCGGUGAUUUUGAGGUAUUUUAACGUGUUUGGAUCCGAUCCGAAAGGACGAUUGGGGGAGUAUCCGAGACCGGAGUUGAGAAAACACGGGAGAAUUUCCGGCGCGUGCUUUGAUGCGGCUUUAGGAAGCAUCGAACACUUACUCGUGAUGGGGACGAACCACGAUACGAGAGACGGGACGUGCGUGAGAGAUUUUAUUCACGUGACGGAUUUAAUCGACGCGCAUAUUUUAGCCAUGGAGAAAGCGACGGCAAACCCACCGAGCUUAUAUAACGUCGGGACGGGAAGAGGCGUGAGCGUGAAGGAAUUCGUGGACGCGUGUAAAAAAGUGACGAAAGUGCCCAUUAAAGUGGUGGAACAGAAAGAAGCGAGGCCGGGAGAUUACGCCGAAGUGUACGCGAAUGUCGAUAAAAUCGAAGAAGAGUUGGGGUGGAAAGCCAGGUACGUGGAUUUAGAAGAGAGUCUUGGGCACGCGUGGAAAUGGAGGAAGAAGCAUCCGAGCGGAUACUAA
Molecule: messenger RNA, 1296 nt
Organism: Bathycoccus prasinos
Lineage: Eukaryota; Viridiplantae; Chlorophyta; Mamiellophyceae; Mamiellales; Bathycoccaceae
Exons: 1
Coding region: 1-1296 (431 amino acids)
Biological process (GO): beta-D-galactose catabolic process via UDP-galactose, Leloir pathway
Cellular component (GO): cytosol
Molecular function (GO): UDP-glucose 4-epimerase activity
Source: RefSeq, a predicted model, not a curated record